GCCCAUUGCCGAAGACACCAUUGCUUCAGCUAUAUUAUAUACAGAAUACAAAAACAGCAAUUAUCAAGAUAUUAUAGCUAAAAUAAAAGAGAAAUAUCUGAAUAGCAUUCUACUAUCAAACUUGGCUUCUUCUAGCAGUUAUAUAGUCAAUAGCAUAGUACAAAGAAACGUUAAUGGUGAUAUCGAUGAUGAUGUUCUAUUAUCGGUUGCUUCUGUUAAUAAUAAUUGUAACAAUAUAAGCCUUUUAAACAUGAAAGUAAAUACAGCUAGUAUUGAAUCAAUUCGGAGUGAUGGUAAUUUUGAUGAUGCUACUUUAUGUGCAAACUCUGAGCAAGACCGAAGAAUUGAUCCAAAUAUAUUUUCAAUUGUUG
Messenger RNA from Dentiscutata erythropus, 371 nucleotides. The record is from the annotation of a GenBank genome assembly. Lineage: Eukaryota; Fungi; Glomeromycota; Glomeromycetes; Diversisporales; Gigasporaceae.